Molecule: messenger RNA, 594 nt
Organism: Rhopalosiphum maidis (corn leaf aphid)
Lineage: Eukaryota; Metazoa; Arthropoda; Insecta; Hemiptera; Aphididae
Product: zinc finger protein 271-like
Exons: 2
Biological process (GO): regulation of transcription by RNA polymerase II
Molecular function (GO): DNA-binding transcription factor activity; RNA polymerase II cis-regulatory region sequence-specific DNA binding
Source: RefSeq, a predicted model, not a curated record
AUGGCAUUUAUUCAGAAGAGUUAUCUGACGAUGCGUCGACGGACAGGGACGAGAGAAAAUCCCUAUCUGUGCUACGUUGGUUGUCCAAGGAUUGAUUCUAAAAAGAGUAACAGUGAAUUGACAGUACACUUGCGUAUGUGCACGGAUAAGAAAUCAUACUCAUGCGACAUGUGUGACAAGGAGUUUAUCAGUAAUAGAGUACUGAUAAUACACCGGCGGACACACACGAGUGAAAAGCCGUACGCUUGUAACGUAUGCUACAAGUCGUUCUCUCAAAAGCUCACUUUGAUCAAUCACCUGCGGAUGCACACAGGUGAAAAACCGUACAAUUGUGACGUAUGCGAUAAUUCGUUCUCUCAAAGUAGCAAUUUCACCAGUCACCUGCGGACGCACACGGACGAAACACCGUACAAUUGUGACGUGUGCGCUAAGUCGUCCUCUCAAAGUAACAAUUUGACCAGUCACCUACGGACCCAUACGGGUGAAAGGCCGUAACCUUGUAACGUAUGCUACAGGUCGUUCUCUCAAAGGCUUACGUUGACCAAUCACCUGCGGACGCACACAGGUGAAAAGCCGUACCACUGCGACGUGUGA